Arabidopsis arenosa is the source of this 768-nucleotide messenger RNA. The record is from the annotation of a GenBank genome assembly. Lineage: Eukaryota; Viridiplantae; Streptophyta; Magnoliopsida; Brassicales; Brassicaceae.
AGAUCGAAAGAUGCGGAAUCAUAUCUCAACUCGAUCAAAGACGCCAAAUCCUCUAUUUUCUGCGUUCGAUCGGGAUCGAGAUUGUUGAGGAUAGUACUAAACUUUAGGUUUCUACGAGGAUUGGAAGAUGCAGAGUACAUUGACGCCCCUCCAAAUCUAGAAGCUGUAAAUAACAGAAGAGAAGCUUAGAAGAAAGGAGAGCAUUUGGACCUGUCUACAAAGCUCAAAUGUCUACCAGUGAGACGGUAGCUGUGAAAGUUCUUGCCACUUAUUCUACAGGCGAACAAAAGUUUCACACAGAGGAUAUGUUUUGUGGAAGUAAAGAAAGCUUAGCUUCUCAUUUAUACAGCGAAAAACAUGAACCACUGAACUGGGAUUUGAGAGUAUAUAUUGCAUUACGCGGUCUAGAGUAUCUUCGUGAUGGGAAUGUUCCUCCUGUAAUCAACAGAGAUCAAAUCUUCCCAACAUUUUGUUGGAUCAAUCCAUGAGAGCUCGGGUUGUUGUCUUUGGACUAUUUAGAGGAACAUGCUGCUAACAUCAGAGGAGCAUUUGGUUAUCUCGAUCCCGAAUACGUUUCCACAAGAACAUAUACCAAGCAAAGAGAUGUUUAUGACUCCUGGGUUUUACUCUUUGAGCUUAUAGCUGGAAGAAAUCCUCAACAAGGUCUAAUGGAAUUUGUUGAGCUGGUAGAUGUCAUGUGUGUAUGAUUUAUGUUUUGUAAGACAGAAUUACAAAGUUACAUUUUGUGUAUAAAGAUAUGAAUUUGAU